Messenger RNA from Panicum hallii, 3295 nucleotides. RefSeq lists its product as uncharacterized. Gene Ontology annotation, molecular function: transcription corepressor activity. Gene Ontology annotation, cellular component: nucleus. Lineage: Eukaryota; Viridiplantae; Streptophyta; Magnoliopsida; Poales; Poaceae. Bases 309 to 2921 code for a protein of 870 amino acids. The transcript has 3 exons. The record is from RefSeq and is a predicted model, not a curated record.
CUUGUCUUUAAAGCCCGAGCCCCCUCUCUCUCCACCUCCGUCUCCGCCUCCUCUCUCCCUCUCUACACUCCAACCCACCACCGCCCUGCGGCCGGGCCUCACCCUCGCCGUACUCUCCCCUGACCCUCGACCGCCGCGCGUUGCUCCGUGCUCCUCCCUUCCGCAAACCGUCGCUGAAUCUCGCCGCUCUUCCCGUCUGGUUUAGAUUCUCUCUCGCUCCCGACCGGGGGCGCGUCCGUUUCUCGUCCGAGAGGCCGGAGGGCUCCGCGUGGCCGGAGCCUGGGGGAGGCGCCGCCGUCCUGGCGUGCAUGGAGCCGAAGAUGGAGUCGGCUUCGCUCAAUCUCGAAGACAAUGGUGACCACCAACCUUCUUCAGAAACUUCCAUCGCUUCAGAUUUGAUAUAUGAUGACUCGCCAGUACCUCCAUGCAUUGGAAGUGAGCACCAGGCAGAAAUCCCCAAUCUGGCUACAGAAGAUGAGCGCCAUGAGCUCAUGGCUGGUUCACUCAACGGCUCCACAUCACAUGGCUAUGGUUACCCUAUUGUGGUUGGGUUAGCUCUACCAAUUAUGUGGGCAUCACCAAGUGAAGUCAAUAAGAAAGAAGAGGGAUUGCAAAUGCAAAACGUUUCAGAAUCUGAAACAAGAGGCAGCAGUGGUGAUGUGCAAAGUCAGAUGACCUCAACUUGUCCAAUCAACAAUAACACAAGCAAAUGUGAUACAACAUGCCAGGAUCAACAUACAGUGUUGCCUGCAGUGCAGACUGAGCGUGACAGUAAUCAAGCACAUGAUGAUAAAAUGCCUCCUUGCCCCACUCAAGAAGGCGUGCACGUCACCAAUUAUCCAAUGAUGCAGCAGAUAGGAACCGAACAAUUAAAUCCGCUGCCUUAUUCACCCAUUGCCCUAUGGACUGAUCUUGAGGCAGAGCUUUUUCUCCUUGGGCUCUACAUUUUUGGCAAAAAUCUCAACCUGCUGAGCAGGUUUCUUGGUACUAAGACUGUUGGUGAUGUGCUUUCAUACUACUAUGGGAAGUUCUACAAAAGGGAUGCAUACAAAAGAUGGUCGGACUGUAGAAAGGCCAAAACUAGAAAAUGCAUUCUUGGGGAACGCAUUUUUCAAGGAUGGCGACAGCAGGAGCUAAUAUCACGUCUGAAAUCUAAAAUCCCUAAAGAAGCUCAUGAUUCAUUGAUUGAGGUUUUCAAAUCCUUCAGUGACAGCCAAACAUCUUUGAAGGAAUUUGCCUUCGCUCUGAAAUCCAUUGUUGGAACAGAAGUUUUUGUGGAGGCAGUCGGGGUUGGUAAAGGGAAGCAUGAUUUGACUGGAUUUGUUACGGACCAAUCUAAACCCAAUCAAGCUCUCUCUGUUCAUGGCGAUUUGCUGACAGGCAAAGAUUGUUCGUCACUUGCUUCAGAAGAUAUAAUUAAAUUCUUAACUGGUGAUUUCAGAAGAAGUAAGACAAGAUCAAAUGACAUUUUCUGGGAAGCUGUCUGGCCCCGUUUGCUUGCAAAAGGGUGGCACUCAGAGCAGCCAAAGGAUGUCAGCACAACUAAAAAUUGCCUUGUAUUUCUUGUGCCGGGUAUAAAGAAGUUCUCGAGAAGUAAACUCACUAAAGGCACCCAUUAUUUUGAUUCUGUGAGCGAUGUCCUAAAAAAGGUGGCCGCUGAUCCUGUUCUUCUUGAGUUUGAGGCUGAUGGGGUAGAGCAUGGUUUAAAUGCUGAGAAAAAUGGCAGUAUAACAGAAAUGAAACUGAACCAAGACAGUCCUUUAGAUGGAUAUCAGGAGCUUCCUAAGUUCACAAUAAUUGAUACUAGCUUAGUCGAAGGGGAAGAGCCCUUCAAUGUGCGGGAGCUGAGGAACUUACCUGCAGAUGCAAAUAUCAGUUUUGUCCUUUCACACCAUGCAUCUAAUAUGGUGAGUUACAGUUCCUCCGAGGAGGAAGAUGCCAGCGAUAGAUCAUCAGAUGACCAGGAAGAUUGUGGACGAGUUACAGCUGAGGCUAAGGAAAUUGAAAUGGUUUCAGUGGGUUCAUUGCAAAACAUGGUGACUGCUAAUGGUCAUUCUUCUAAUGGCAAUGAUGAUAAAAUUGAUUUGACAGGCAUCUAUGGCAUCAAAACAAAACCUGAAAGGCGCAAGUAUUUGUCUCCAGUGUCAAAGCGCAGAAGAUUAACUAGCUGUAGUAAUGAACAAAGCAGCCGCCGCAGCUUUUCUUUCUCAAAAGGUGGCAGUUUGGAGAAAGAGAAAAGCAAGCAACUGCCGACUUCAAAAUCAGCUGCAGUUGAUGUUGGUGACACUUUCCAGACUAAAACAAUUGCAAGCUGUUCUACAAAGGAGAAGCCAUCUGAGCAGAAAAUGAAUGCAUCAAACUCUGUUACCAAUGAUGGGCAAAAUGAGAGAAUGGUCAUGGAGAACUUAAUUGAGGACAAGUCGUUUGAGCAUAAGGCUGAUGCAGUGGCUGAAAUUCACUCAAAGAUCACCGCCGAUGAGACAAAGUAUGCCAAAGAAGGUCAUGUUAGUGGUCCGAUGAACUCAAAUAAGCUGGAGACACCACAUGAUGAUAGGGCAAGCGGCAGUAUUUGUGUCACGUCAUCAGAAAAUCAGAUUGGCAUGAAGGCUGAUGAAGCUCCCUCCAGUUCGAACAGCAACAUGGCUCGUGAUUCUUCCGUGGCAACAGGAAAACAUGUUAGUCAGCAAUCUGCUUUGGAGGCUAAUCCUCGGAGGCAUGGAACCAGAAACAGGCCUCCCACUGCAAGAGCUUUAGAAGCUCUUGCUUUUGGACUACUUGGAAGUGGGAAGCGGAAGGGUGACCCAAAGAACAUGGCAACGAACCGGCCUUCUCAGCGAGCUCGCAAAGCCACCAAAGACCCAGUCCCUACAGCUACCAGUGGUGACGCAGAGUCCAGCGUGGAUGCGGAAGCGCAUCCAUGAGCGGAUGUGUGUGCGUUCAUUGGCAUGCUGGCAUGUGCUAGCAAUCAAGUUCGCCAAGUCGAUGUUGCGGUUGAUGAAUAUCAAGCAACCAGGCGAGGCCUCCAAGUAAAGCUGUCUUCCGUUGCUGGCUGCUGGUGCACCAUACCAUUUUCUAAUGUUUACCAUACAGGAGGGCCCUGAAGAUGAGAGUGCAUGAAUCACCUUUCGUGCGAGACCCAUCCUUUGUUUUUUGUUUAGUUGAUAGAGUCGUGUGCCUGUCCAGGCUUGCAAAACCAACUUGUACUGGAGAGGCGGAGGGGAAAAUGCCAUAUUGGCGAAUUCAGUUAUGCGCUUUACCGUGAUUAAACUUUUGGUACACCGGUUUGUUAACGUUC